AUGUUUGCCAGAUCUGUGAUCAGGUCUGCUGGACCACUGCGUCAGAACUUCCGCAGCUACGCGACCGAAGCACCCAAAUCCUCGUCCUCCACGCCCUUGAUUGUCGGCGUCGCAGCUGUUGGCGCAGGUAUCGCAGGCUACACAUUCCUAGGCUCUAACAAAGCCUCCGCCGAUGCACCGCCCAAGCCUUCCGAAGAUGCGACGCAUGCAGCAGAAACUACAUCUGCAGCGAAGGCUUUCCGGGGUGGUGACCAAGGUUUCGUAGACCUCAAGCUCGCCGAGAUCAUUCCCUACAACCACAACACCAAGAGAUUCAAGUUUGAGUUGCCCGGGAAAGAUCAGGUCUCAGGGUUGACGGUCGCUUCUGCGGUCAUUACGAAGUACCAGAGCCCCAAGCACGAAAAGCCCGUUAUCAGACCCUACACGCCCAUCAAUGAGGAAGAUGAGCGAGGCUACGUUGAGCUUUUGGUCAAAUCAUACCCCAACGGCCCCAUGUCUGAGCAUCUGCACUCCAUGGCUCCUGGCCAGAUGCUCUCUUUCAAGGGCCCGAUCCCCAAGUACUCCUGGGCCGCCAACAAGCACGAGCACAUCACCUUGAUCGCCGGCGGCACCGGAAUCACCCCAAUGUACCAACUCAUCCGAGCUAUCUUCAAGAAUCCGGAAGACAAGACCAAAGUGUCGCUAAUUUUUGGUAAUCUCACUGAGAAGGAUAUCUUGCUGAAGGAGGAGUUGGAGAAGAUCGAGAACGAGUUCCCUCAGCGUUUCCGCGCCUUUUACACAGUCGAUACCCCACCCGAGAGUUGGCCUUACGGCAAGGGCCACAUCACCAAGGAAUUAUUGAAGGAGGUUAUCCCAGACCCAAAGAGCAACAACAUCAAGGUCUUCGUGUGUGGCCCACCAGGAAUGUACAAGGCCAUCAGUGGACCCAAGGUUAGCCCUACAGACCAGGGCGACCUCUCCGGCAUACUCAAGGAGUUGGGCUAUACGAAGGAGCAGGUCUACAAGUUUUAA
Exophiala viscosa is the source of this 1011-nucleotide messenger RNA. RefSeq names its product NADH-cytochrome b5 reductase 2. Gene Ontology annotation, molecular function: cytochrome-b5 reductase activity, acting on NAD(P)H. The transcript has 4 exons. NCBI's taxonomy places the organism in Eukaryota, Fungi, Ascomycota, Eurotiomycetes, Chaetothyriales, Herpotrichiellaceae. Bases 1 to 1011 code for a protein of 336 amino acids. Gene Ontology annotation, biological process: ergosterol biosynthetic process. The record is from RefSeq and is a predicted model, not a curated record.